Molecule: messenger RNA, 2656 nt
Organism: Photinus pyralis (common eastern firefly)
Lineage: Eukaryota; Metazoa; Arthropoda; Insecta; Coleoptera; Lampyridae
Product: MOXD1 homolog 1
Exons: 10
Coding region: 256-2457 (733 amino acids)
Biological process (GO): norepinephrine biosynthetic process; octopamine biosynthetic process; dopamine catabolic process
Cellular component (GO): secretory granule membrane
Molecular function (GO): dopamine beta-monooxygenase activity; copper ion binding
Source: RefSeq, a predicted model, not a curated record
GUUGCUAUUAAAUCUAUGAACGCGAAGGAUGCAUUCAGCAUUUAAGAUUAACAAUUUCAUUAAAUAAAUGAACCGGUUUGAUCUUCAUUCUGCAGUCUGUGCGCGCCGCUAAUUAUACAAAACGGCGCUAGUGCUUUAUUGACUCGGUUUUCCACCAAAAUGAAAACUCCUCGAGUGUUAAUUUGGGAAAUUGAGUGAUUUAGUGCUUCGAUACCCCACCGAUAUGUUUCAAGUGCGUCCAAAAUAAACGCAAGAAUGAAAUGCGCUCUACAAUUUUUAACAUGGAUAUUCCUAUUGAAAGCUGUCAGAGGUUACGAAGACCUGGUGGACGAAUACGUAAAGCAUGUGGGUGAGAUGAACAGUAUUUCGACUGCGAACCAAAGAAUUAGAAAUAGCGCGGAAGCGAGGAGGAAAUUUAGCCAAAGAUUUAGUAGUCAUAGAAGGAAGCGCGAAACUGAAGUUAGCCAGUGGACGCACUUCGAGUUUUUGGAUCCGAACAAGGAUAUUUUACUUAAAUGGCAGCCGAGGCACCAGGAGAUGCUGUUUCGGGUGGAGGCCAGAACGUUGGGAUACGUCGGGAUCGGUUUCAGUCCCAAUGGAGGGAUGCAGGGGGCCGACAUCGUUUUGGGGUGGAUCGAUGAUCGCACGGGAAGGGCUCACCUUUUGGAUUGUCACGGAGGCAGCAAGGACCAGGGCAGCGCGCCGAUAAGGGACGAAAUUAACAACUACCGAUUAAUGGCCGGAAUUCAGAAUGGCACCCAUACAAUAAUCGAGUUUCGAAGAGCCCUUGACACCUGCGAUUCGGAUGAUUACACGUUAGGGUCUCACACAAUACGUAUGAUAUGGGCACUGCACGAUAAAGAUCCCCCAACAGGGGCAGAAAUGGUCUAUCACGGCGAAAGAAGAGGAACGCAAAGUAUUCAUUUGCUAAGCCCGCCGCGUAUUACAAAAUCAGAUAACUCGUACCAAGUGCGGCAGUGGGACGUGGCAUUAAAGCAAUUCGAGGUGAAAGACGAUACGACGUAUUGGUGUAAAAUAUUCAAAGCGCCCUCGCUUCAGCAGAAACAUCACAUUGUAGGCUACGAGCCGUUAAUUGGAGGCAACCACACGUCGUUUAUCCAUCAUAUGAUCCUGCACGAGUGCGAAAUUCAAUACAACGUGCCCAACAUUAAGAAAUGGGAGGAGUACGCUAAGGACGCCGGGCGUCCGUGCUACGGCCCGGACAUGCCCAAUGAAUGGGAAAUAUGCUUGACGCCUCUAGUCGCUUGGGCUGUCGGAUCAAAAGGUGAGAACGUACCGAAACACGUCGGACUUCCGCUCGCGCCUAAGACACCGACGUACUACAUGCUGGAGGUCCAUUUUGAUAAUCCUUCAAUGAAACGGGCUGUGGAUACGUCGGGACUGCGACUUCAUUACACGCAUAAAUUAAGGCCGAACGAAGGUGGAUUUUUGGUAGCAGGUGUUACAAUAUCGCCUCUACAGCUUAUUCCUCCCCAACAGCUCGAGUAUAAAUCAGGAGGAUAUUGCAGUAUGGAUUGCACGCGUGAGGUCCUGCCUAGAGACGGUGUUAAUGUUGUAUCGGUUUUGUUGCAUUCGCAUUUGGCUGGCAGGAGGUUGAAGUUGAGGCAUAUUCGAGGGGAUAAGGAGCUGGCACCUAUUGCUCAGGAUGACAAUUAUGACUUCAACUACCAACAGGCCAGGACCUUAUCGCACGAAGUCAGAAUUCUACCGGGCGACGGCCUAAUCACCGAAUGCACCUACUCGACUAUAAACCGCAAACUGCCGACCCUAGGCGGUUAUUCCACCAGAGAAGAAAUGUGCCUAGCUUUCGUUCUCCAUUAUCCGCGCACUCAACUAGCCGGAUGUUACUCGAUGCCGCCAAUAAAGUACUUCUUCGACAAUUUGGGCGUCAAGGAAUUUUACGAGAAGAACAUGAGCUUGAUCGAAAACAUGUUUUUGCACGGACUACCGGAGACACCCGCUACCCCGCAGGUGCCUUCAACGUCAUUAUUUCCGCCGUACAAGCCGGGCGAUGAAAACUCACUGGAGGCGAACGAAAAGGCGAUCAUCGCCCUGAAGAACGCACGCGAGUUCACCGAGGGGGAUACGAGCGGAGGACUGGGACCGCUCGAUCAGCUCGUUAUUAAAGAACCUCUCGAAUUUCAGAACAAGACCUUUAUGUCCCAUCUACAAAGCUUGCCCUACAACGAGUCACUGCUGACCAGGCGGAUUGAGGAGUACUUCUACUCAGGGUUGCACCUCACCUUCUGCCGUAAGAGGGACGACACGUUGGCAAUGGCGGAGAAAGUGGAACGUUUCCCCAACUUCACCGCUUACGCCGAGAACGGUACGACGAUACAGUGCAGCUAUAGACAAAAAUCGUACCACUCGCACUCUGCCAAAUUCCACAAUGUCGCCCGCGUUAUCGCGCUGUCUGUCCUAGCCUUUAUAUUGUGAUGUAUAUAAAAUUAAUAUAAUCGAACUAAUUUAUUGGACGUUUGUGUUGUGUCUUAUGUACGAGUGUGUAUGUUGUUUGUUGUAUAUAGGUAUCUCUGAUUUUUUGAAACACCUACGCUGUGAAAUUAGUUUUAGGCUUUUUUGUGUACCUUUCUACGUUUUACCACUAAAAAAAUAAAGAUUAAUGUCUCCGUCUCGA